Molecule: messenger RNA, 2449 nt
Organism: Spodoptera exigua (beet armyworm)
Lineage: Eukaryota; Metazoa; Arthropoda; Insecta; Lepidoptera; Noctuidae
Source: the annotation of a GenBank genome assembly
GUGCGCUCUAUUUUUGCGUGAUGUAUUUUUUCAAUUUGAUCGACAAAGUUUUGGUUUUAUAAGGAAAAGUGUUAAAAAAUACUGUGUUUACUAAAAGUGCUUUUGAUGAAAUGAAUGUGUGUUAUUGAUAAAUUGUGUUAAAAAUGGGAGAAGACUUGGAUAGAAUAAAAUCUUUGCCUUUGUCAUGUCUUCCUAUAAGAACUCGCGAACUGUUAUCAUGCCUGUUGGAUACUCCAAAAAUCAUCCCCACCGAUGGACCUGUGAAGCUGCCCAGAGAUUGGCGAGGCCUGGCCGACUUGGUCAAUGUGUCAGCUGAGAGGGCCGCCUACAUCCGUCUGCAACCACAAAAGACUGUCAAAGUUUUGGAAAUCUGGCAGAAAGACAAUUCAGCUACAGUUGGACAUCUUUUGCAGCACUUGGAGCGUUUAGACCGCUUUGAUGUCUAUGAUGAUUUAUGUGAUGAUCUCAAAGAAGCAAUUAGUAAGGGAGAACUCUUAGAUAAGCCACAAGCCAAUGAACAAAAUCAAAUAGCAAUAAAUAACAACAAUAUUAACCACAGUAAUACCAGUUCCAAUGAUGAAGACAGAGAGUUUGAUCCAAUAACUUAUGAUGAUGGCCCUGAUUAUGAGCAGCACUAUGAUGCCUUUGUGCUAUAUGCCAAGGAAGAUCAAAAGUUUGUUGAUGAACUGCUAUCUAGAAUGAGUGCUGAAGGCUUUCAGCUCUGCACCGCAGACCGACUACAGCCGGGUCACGCGACGCCAUACGCGCCUAUAACGAAACUCAUGCUAGAGAGAUGCAAAAGAAUUAUCCUCAUCUGCUCGCCAGACUUUCUACUCAUUAAGUCCAACAAGUACUACAGUGAAUAUGCACAAGCUGUCAGCAUUGAGUCACACAAUCACAAGAUAAUCCCGAUAAUGUACCGCGAGUGUAUUCUGCCGUCGAACCUGGCGUUCUACCACAGACUACACUACAAUCCGAACGAGGAGCGCGCCGUGUUCGACUUCUGGCUGAAACUCAAACAGUCGUUGCAAAUAGCGCGAGCCAUGCCUAGUAGACCACGCAUCACUAACAAUAACAACGUAAGCGUAAGCAGACUGAACGGUACAACCCUACCACAGGUGAACAUUGUAGAGCUCCCGCCAAGCAAUGUCAUCCCGGAUUACUCGGAUGAUCAGCUCUUCCUCCCGAGUCCUCCAACAACCACGAGCCUUUCUAUGAGCUCCCUGAACGUUAAGACCGCAGCUGACACCAACUCCUUGAGUAGCAUGAGCCAGACAAGUGCGGCCAGUAGGAAAAAGAAGAAGAAAUUCGGAAUCUUUCGACGUGCUCUCAAAUAUUUACGACCCUCAAAGUCCGAAGAAGCUAUAAUGGUUGCCCAUUAAAGUACGCUGUAUGCACUUAACUGAGUAGCCACAGCCAAGUGUUAUUUUUAAAUGUCAAUUUAAAAGUAUACGCUUUGAUUUGAAAGUUACAGCCUCUGUUUCAUAAGCUUGGUAAGCCUUGCAUUGUGAUAAUUGACUACAGGCUUAUAAUGCGCAUUUUGGAAAUAAGACAAAACUAUAAAAUACAAAAGCAUAUCGGCAUAAUACUAGUAACUUUAAUAGGUUAUAAGUUAUAUAAUAUUUAGUUAUGUUAUUGCGUAGCUUGCUCAAAUACGUACCGCUUGUCCCUCACCCACUUGGGGUGUAUUUCUCAUACCUUAUAUUGACGUAUCUCUCAAAGCAUUUUGUUAUGAAACUAUUCAUGUGCUAGUAACAAUUACAUCAUACUUUUUACAUUUAUUCGCUUGCCUUUCUCAUAUUGCCUUAUCUUCUCAAUUUACUACUGUAACUCUGGCUAGAAAUAAGCUGUAAGAAUAAAAUAAAUCAUUUUAUAUUAAUAUAAAAGAGGAACAUAUUUUUUAAAGUUGUUAUUAAAUUGAAUAUUUUUAGAUAUUCUAUUUGAUAAAAGAAUUAUAUUAGAUAUGUAUCGUAGUUAUAUUGAUAACUUGUAUACGGAGUUGCGGAUUAUAUUACGAUAUAAUUCGAGCGCAGUCGUGCGUCGCGAUAUGUACACUAUGUUUUGAAACAGAGCAUUUGUGAUAUCAAGUCUGUUCGCCUUCAUAAUUAUUUGAUUAUGUUUAAUUAUCUAUGAAGGACAUCUGCUAAUCUGGAUUUAACAAAAUUGUAGUUAAAUUCUAAUAUAAACUUAAAUGUUUUAAUAUAAACGGUGUUGUCGGCAUAAAAUGCAAUUUAUUGUUAGGCUUCCUUUAAACGGACCAAUAUUGUGAUUUUAUAUAAAUAUACAAGUGUUCACAUUUUUGUAAAUUUUACUGAUGAAAUAUUUUGUCAAGUUAUUUGUAAAUAUAAUUGAUAUGUUAGUUACAAUCGUAUUUUAUUGCAGCGUCCUCAUCAUAUAAUUGUCUGUGCCUUCAUCUGAUUAAUUAAUUUAUCUUUUAACAAAACUUCAG